CCCCCAGUGAACCACCAUGCUGGCUUGCAUCCAGAGACGGCAGAAUCUCUCGUCCAAGCGUCUGGUGUGCACCCCUAAUAUUGUGGAUUUUCCACCUCUACCGGUAUCACUACCGGCACCGCCGUUGUUGCCCUGGGCCAACAGUGGUGAACCAGCUUCCAUGACUUCUCAGUAUCCUUCUCCUGCAGAGCUGGAUGCCUUUGCCCACAAGACAGCCAACUGUCCCCUCUCCAUCAAAAUAUUCCCCUCAAACAUCCGAGUACCCCAGCACAAACAGCUGAACAGAACAGUCAAUGGAUUGGACACCACAGGCCAACAUUACACCCCUUAUUCCCACCGUUACUCAGGAGGCUACCAGGGUUUGUUGGCCAUUGUCGAGGCCUCUGUGGUAGUCAAAGGUGUGGUGAAAAACUCUGAGGGCAAAAGGACUAAACAUGUACGUACCCAGACUACAGUAGCACCAUACAAUAAUACUCUUAAUAACAGCUAUACCGCUACAAGACAUGGGCAUAAGGCCUUUCAUAUAAGCUCCUGUAAGCCCCCUGAUAUGCCAACUAAGACUCUUUCUUCUACGGCAAUGACGACCUCUGAAGGUCAGGGACUAGUCCCACAAUCUGAGCUGGCUGAGGUACACAGCUUGAUAAAGCACAUGAACUGUGUCCCCCACAGCCAAACUCUACAAUUGGGCGGACAAGCCAGCCCCUCUCUCCGGGCCGUGGCUGCUGUGGCUUACUCAGAAUCUGGGUUUGUCUUUGGAGUGGCACCCCAGAGCAGCCUGGCACUUUCAGGGGCAGUGCUACCUACCCAGAGUGCAGAUAUGGCUAAAGUCGGGUAUCUUGACAAAGCAAACUAUAAUAUUGGGCACAAACAGCAACAUCAAAUUCAGCAGCAACAGCAUCAUCAGCAGUACAAUCAACAGGGCACAUCAACAAUGUACAACAAUGGUCAGGGAUGCAGGGGGGCUGAGGCUGUGGUCAGUCAAUCUCCUGAAACCUGCCUACCAUUGGUGUGUUCAACACAGCUGUCUUAUAGGUGCCAUCCCAUCAGUGCAGGCAUUAAUGGGGAUAGGCCGGGGCAGGCUAGCUCCUCUCCUGUGAACUGCACUGUCAUGCAUGGGGAGUUAUCUGCUGGACAGCACGUUGCUCCUCCAUGGGAAAAUGUCCUUGCCACCCCUCACAGUGAUUGUUUUACUUCUCAGGACCUGGCAGCUGGUCCAUCUAUGGGCAGGCCUAGAGACAUGGGGCUUUCCCAUCCACAUCCCCACCCAGGCAGGCAUCACCACCACCAUCACUCACAGCAUCAUCAGCUGUAUCCUCCUCUUCACCCUCAGCACAGCACAGACCAAAGUCUCUGGUGUGGACUGCCUAACUCUCGCCUGUGCUAUGCCUCAGUGCUUAGUAGCAGCCUGCAGUCUCUGGAGUGCCUCAUCAGUGAGAUCCAUCCCUCCUGCAUCAAAGAACGCAUGCUGGGCCGAGGGUAUGAAGCCAUGGGGAUGCCGCGGCUAAUGGAGCACCAUCAGCAUACCCACAUUCAGCUCCCUGUCUAUGACCGGGUGUUCCAACAAAACAGGGCACAGAAAUAA
This is a messenger RNA of Lampris incognitus (smalleye Pacific opah), 1582 nucleotides long. Its product is annotated as protein FAM222A-like. The transcript is spliced from 2 exons. The record is from RefSeq and is a predicted model, not a curated record. Bases 17 to 1582 code for a protein of 521 amino acids. NCBI's taxonomy places the organism in Eukaryota, Metazoa, Chordata, Actinopteri, Lampriformes, Lampridae.